Neospora caninum is the source of this 4209-nucleotide messenger RNA. RefSeq lists its product as hypothetical. Bases 1 to 4209 code for a protein of 1402 amino acids. The record is from RefSeq and is a predicted model, not a curated record. Lineage: Eukaryota; Apicomplexa; Conoidasida; Eucoccidiorida; Sarcocystidae. The transcript has a single exon.
AUGCCUCUGCUGUGGCAGGUUCUCAGUCGGGAGACUGACCCGCUGUCUCUGGCGGCAUGUGCUCGAAGAAGCUGUGUUUUCUUCCUGACUGUGUUUUCGUCUUUCUCUCUAUUUUUUUCGGGGUUUUCCUGUCUUUCUCUGGUCUUCAGAGAUGCCUCUGUUCCGCGAGAAGCAAGAAGCAGCACUGCAGACGGGCGUGUAGACGCCCUGCCUUUCGGUCGAACGUGGAAGGUCGGGAAAUCAGGAGACAAAGUCGAGGAACACUCCCCGCAGUUGUCCAUUCCAGAAGAAAUCAAGGGAAACUGGUCCUCGUCUGCUUCAGGGUGUGUUUCUUGCCUUCAUUCUUCGUAUCCACCUGAUCCAUACACCGCUGAUGCGCCUCUUGCUCUUGCAAGUAUAUCUGGCCGUGCGCGUUCGUGCCUGUCUUCUCCUGCAUCUCUCCAACGGUCUUCUCUCAGAGCCAGUUCGUUGUCUUUGUCGUCCAUGGCCAUGUCGCUGCCGUCUUCCUCUUCUCCGAGUACCCUUCCCCCGUCUCCAUCUUCGCCGCCCACGGAAAGGUCGGAAGGGGAUGAGACCUCGCGUCCUGUCUCCGUUCGCCCUCGAUCGGUCUCGCCCCUGUUGCUCCCCGCAGCACCAGCCGGAGGCCUGUGGCGUUACCGCCGUUGCCCAAAUCCAGUGUCCUGGAUAAGCCGGGAGGCCAAGUCCACGCGUGGAAUCCCGAGGUCGUCCGAACCUGCUACACCGCACAGAAAAGAAGGGGGCUGGCAUGCAUCUGUCUCGCCUUCAGGAUCCUUCUCGGCCUUGAGGUCUGACAAGAGGAAGGCGAACCCGGAUGACUCCCAGAGAAAAGCGGUGACAAGAGCCAAGAAUGGUGUGACGCCUCAAAAUCCAGUCUGUGGUGUAGGUUCCUCUUGUCCGUCUGGUGACGGCCUGAGUCCGUCUCGCUCUCCGCCGUGCUCUGCCGCGCGUUCAGCGUCGGGUUCUCUCGGCCCUUUGAUCUCCGCCUCUACCUCGCUCUCGUGUCCGUCCUCGGCAGUCGACGGGGCCGCUUUCUCUUCGCGUCUGCCGGAAAGGGAGUCGAGAGAUCGAGGGAAUGUUCUUUCGCAGGAAAGAGGAAAAGGAGACGAAUUGUGUGCAUGCGGGAAGUCUUCGCCUACGGAAAGCGUGUCUGAUGCGUCCGCGCCCUCGAAACAAGGCACAGACGCACACUUCUGCUAUGAAACGCAUUUCCCUUCUCUCCUGGAGGCAAAGAGCGAGUCACGGGCCGGAGCUUCGGUGGCUGUUCGCGGGCGAGAUUGUGGGAAAGAGAAGAGGGAAUGCGACCAGCUAGGUUUGCCGGCUGGGCUGGACAGCGGGUCUCCGUGUGAGUGCGCAGCGUGCGUGUCUCACCCUUUCUCGACUUGCAAGACGCACGCGGAAAGGAGCGAAAGAGAACAGGAAGACUGCCGAGGAGAGCGGGAGCACGAACCGGAGAAGAAGACUACGGACGAUUCGAGCCAUUAUCGGAAGCAGGAAGAAGUGGCAUGCGCUGUGAUUUUUGAGAGGAGCCAUGCGCGUGUGGGUUCCUUAACUGACUGUCUUCCGGUCCAAACUGAUGCCCGAGAGAGGUUUCUCCAUGAGCACGCGGAAAGGAUGCUGGAGUGGAAGCCUUCUCGCGGAUCGGAGCGGCGGUCGCCUUUGGAGCGGCAACCAGGAAGAGAGAAAGAGGUGCAAAGCACGUCGAGGAGAUCCUCUUCGGCGCUUUCUCCGUCUCUUCAGAUUUCUCGUGGCGAAACGCAGAAUGCUGGCAAGCUUCGGAGUCUGUCGGACUCGCAAGAGAUGAGAGAAAUGACGGAGACUACCGCGCGGAAGAAUGAAGAAAAGGUGAAGAACGAGGACGAGGACAGUGGCAGGGCCGCGUGGGUCCACGCGGGUAAAUGUGAUGUGGUCGAUCGAAACGGUAUUUUUCGAACGAGAGCAGAUAAGAACCAAGAGGACAGAGAUUGGAGACACGGAUGUCACCGGAAGGCGAGCGGCCGGCAAAAGUAUCAGACAUUUCCCUCGCGAGGCUCUGGAAGUCACAGAGAAGAGGGGAGAGAAGGGUAUUCUUUGUCUUCGAAAAGCUUCGUUCCUGGUAGACUCCGGCCACAGACAAGAGAGAAAGCGAUUCCUUCCUCCACCUUGGCCUCGUGGGCGCCCAUUGCACCUUGUUCCUCUCCCUCCUCUUCACCUCCAUUUCCUCCCUCUUCUUGCCCUUCCGCUUGUUCUUCCUUACCCUCAACUCUGCCAUCUUAUUCUUUUCUUCUGCCUUUCGUCCCUCCGUCCUCGUUUCCUUCUGCACGUGUGCCGCAUUCCUAUCCACCUUCCGGCGAGACAUCCCAGUGUCACGAGUGCGAACCAAAGGAAGGAGGUCGAGAGGUUAUCGACUGCCAACUGUUUCUUUCUGCCACCUUGCCGCUGCCGUGCACGCUGCUUCCGGAAGACGUUGCGACGAGUCUGGGGCGAGCCGAGAGGAAGAAACAAACAGGGGGGGACGGAACGCCCAAGCAGGCAGCGAGUCCGGCUGUGCCCGCGUCGGUUGCGUUGCUGGAUGCCCUGAAGAGUUCCUCUCCACGCGCUGAGGAAGACGAGCGAGAACAGGAAGCCGGACCAGAAGAGACGGGAGGGACACGAGAAAGAGAUGGGGGUGAUCUCGAAGAAAAAGAGGUAGCGUCACAAGAGAACGAGGGGAUAGCACAGACGACAGAGGCAGGAGAAAAGGGGGGAGACUCGGGACCGUGCGAAGCACACGAACAGAAGGAGAGAGGAAAGGAAGGGGAGGGAACGAACAUAUGUGAGAGAGGGGUGCGCGAGACAGCAGAGCGCGGAGGCCCAAAAAGCAAAGCGGAUCCGGCCAAAGCUGCAUUCGCUUGUCCACGCCCGCAGCAGAAAGGGGACGAGGGAAAUGGAGCAGUCAUCAUGGUUCAGGCCGUCUACGACUUGACCCAGGAGCAACUUCUCCUCCCCGCCUACCACGUCUACGACAAGUCGGGGGUUUUCCAAGGGCUCUUGCCGUAUGCAGCAGUCAUGAAAGCUCACAGUGGCUCGUGUCUCGACCCGAUCCUUAGCGCAAAGGGACACACGGCAAAAGAACGGACUGAGGGAGAGAAACAAGACAAACGAGAAACAAUGCGGGGCAUGCAUUCGAAGACCGAGGUUGCUGAGGCUGGCCGCUGCUCAGGGGAUAACGGAGCACCGACUGAAGAUCGUGGCUGCCGAGCGAGAGCAAGCUUCAACAGAAGUGGGCCGGAGUGCGGACUCAGCACAAGUGGAAGAAGGGUGAGAAGAGACGAGCAGAGCGAACGGGAGAAGGGCGAAGCUUUUCCUCAGAGAACUGUGGUGACGCCUCUUCCCGUUCUCCCUCCGCGUCAGCUUGAAUCUCUCCACAGUGCAGUGGCUCGAAUGUACGGAAGCGGCGCGAGCAAUAAGGGUCUCCUCAGUGUCCCUCGACAGCAAGCACUGUCCCCAUCUGACCGUCUCCCAGUAUGUUCUCCUGUUUCUUCGCCACCCAUCUGUUCUCCACGCGGUUGCCCUUCUCGAACAUCUUUAUCGUAUUCUGCCGCCGAGGGUUCUCGCUCGCCUCUGCUGUCUUCUAGCUCCUCGCCAGAUUCUGUCUCCGCAGUUUGUUCGUGUUCUUCCCCUCCGGAACCGUCAAUCGCUUCCGGACCUCUCCGCAUUCGUCUCCGCGUGGCGCGCGAGAGCGGCACGAGAGACUCACCGCUAGUUGAGCGUGAAAAGAUUGGGAUGGCUUCUCGGUGGCAGACAAGAGACUGGACAAAGAAAGGUGAUCCAGAAGCAGAAAAAAGGAGACAAUGUGAAGGAGCAGUGGAGGCGGAUGAGGACGCGCAGCGACCUGUGGGAAGUGGCAGGAUGAGAAAGAGACGGAGAAGACGAAGAGAGAGUAGGGCUGGUGAGUUCGGAGAUCAAGCGGAGAAAGCUAGAGCGACGACAGAAGGACCAAGAGAGAAGGCAGAGAAGAAAGCGGAGGAAAGUAACGGCUUGCCACCUCCAAAACGAGCAGAAUUGAAGGCUCUCCGGGGAGUCUUCGCCGCCCUUUGUUAUAUGGCCACAGCCCUGAGACAUGAACCGGCGAAGGACCAGAAGUGCCAGUCUGAUUCUGCUUGUCCCAGCCUUCUCGACAGCACACAGAUUACAGGCACAAACGGGGGCCCUGUUGAAAACGUCGCCUAG